AUGUUUUCCUUUUUUAAACAGAUUAGAGAUAUAUUUACAGAAUCGCAUACAUCUUAUCAACAGAUACAAUUGUCACGUAAGGCAUUUUUCCAAUUUCUGGGAUACUUGAGCAGUUGUGUAUUGAUAACGUUAGUAACACAAUCUAAUUAUUUAGAAUAA
Vanderwaltozyma polyspora DSM 70294 is the source of this 159-nucleotide messenger RNA. It is a transcript of the gene MCO6, whose product is annotated as Mco6p. The coding region runs from base 1 to 159 and encodes 52 amino acids. The record is from RefSeq and is a predicted model, not a curated record. Gene Ontology annotation, biological process: outer mitochondrial membrane organization. Lineage: Eukaryota; Fungi; Ascomycota; Saccharomycetes; Saccharomycetales; Saccharomycetaceae. The transcript has a single exon.